AGAAAUAGAGAGAGAGAAGAUAAGAUGGGUGUGAACGAAAAUUUCAACAAGGAUGAUGAUCAUCAUGAGUGUGUGGAUGACGAUGAAAUCCCACUUCCUGGAUUUCGAUUUCAUCCCACAGACGAAGAGCUUGUUAGUUUCUAUCUACGAAGGAAGCUUGACAAGAAACCCAUCAGCAUCGAGCUCAUCAAACAGAUUGAUAUUUACAAAUACGAUCCUUGGGAUCUUCCAAAGAGCAAUGGCAGUGGAGGAGAGAAGGAGGGGUACUUCUUCUGCAGAAGAGGGAGGAAGUAUAGGAAUAGCAUAAGGCCUAAUAGAGUGACUGGGUCUGGGUUCUGGAAAGCAACCGGCAUAGACAAACCAGUGUACUCACAAGGUGGAGAAGGCAAUGACUGCAUUGGACUCAAAAAAACACUUGUCUAUUACCGUGGCAUUGCAGGCAAAGGCACCAAAACCGAUUGGAUGAUGCACGAGUUUCGACUUCCUUCUAACACAGACACCAACACAAGCCUUCCAAACUCCAGGAAUUAUGUCGAUGUUCCCCUAGAAGCUGAAAUUUGGACGUUGUGUAGAAUUUUCAAGAGAAACGUGUCACAGAGGAAGCACGUGGCGGACUUGAAACAAGUAUCUGCCAAGCGCCAUGCAUUUUAUGACAAGAGCUCGAGAGCGAGCAACAUGGAGUCUGACAGUGGUAACCAAGAAUCGUAUAUAAACUUUGGUGGGUACUAUCACAACGAGCAGAAACCCGUCAUCAACUACACAAACUGUGAUAAAAGGAAUCAGUUUAGUGUGGUGAGUCAGUUGUGUUCUACAGUGGCACAGCAGCAACCUCAACUGACUGCACCGUCUUCUAACCUUUGGAGUAACCCACCUGGGAACGAUUUCUUCACAUUCGAUAACUGGGAUGAACUUGGAUCCGUAGUGAAGUUUGCUGUUGAUUCGCCUAGCUUGUAGAUGAAGAGGUGGAAUUCGUGUUGAGUUGAUCGUAGUUAAUUGGAGAUGUUACAAUGAAAUCUAUAUCAUGAGAGUGCGUUUGCUUGUUUUAGAGAUUAUUCAUGCUGUUGAUCAUGAUGACCUGUAGUUAACAGACUUGUUGACAUACGAUAUGAAU
Messenger RNA from Vigna umbellata (rice bean), 1111 nucleotides. RefSeq names its product transcription factor JUNGBRUNNEN 1-like. Gene Ontology annotation, molecular function: DNA binding. Lineage: Eukaryota; Viridiplantae; Streptophyta; Magnoliopsida; Fabales; Fabaceae. The record is from RefSeq and is a predicted model, not a curated record. Gene Ontology annotation, biological process: regulation of DNA-templated transcription.